Messenger RNA from Salmo salar (Atlantic salmon), 3354 nucleotides. Its product is annotated as caspase-9. Lineage: Eukaryota; Metazoa; Chordata; Actinopteri; Salmoniformes; Salmonidae. Gene Ontology annotation, biological process: regulation of apoptotic process; proteolysis. The record is from RefSeq and is a predicted model, not a curated record. Gene Ontology annotation, molecular function: cysteine-type endopeptidase activity.
GUGUGAUGUAAACAAGGAAGUCGGUGGUGAAAUAGAAAGGUUUAAGUCUGUGAGGAGAUCACACGGAGCAGGAACACUUAUGGAAGUGGCACUGGUUUGGUCAUUUCUCUUCUCUGCCACAUAAUCAUUGCAGAGCUCCUGUUUCAUGCCUCAUAUAAGCCUACAAAAUGGAGGAGAGACACAAAAGGAUUCUCCAACGCAAUAGGGUCAAUCUCGUGAGAGACCUGAACCCAUCAGAUAUGUAUGAUGGACUUCUGUCAAAAGGAAUCUUUACUCAAGACAUGAUCGACGAGAUAAAGAGAUCAGGAACCAGACGAGACCAAGCCAGACAGUUGGUUCGAGACCUGGAGACUCGUGGGAGUCGGGCAUUCCCAGCUUUAAUAGAGUGCCUUCGUGAGAAAGGGCAGCACAGCCUACCAGAUCUCCUCUUGGCGGGGGAACCACAGAGCCAGCCUCUACCUCUGCCUGUCCAUGUCCGGCCAGUCGUUAGGCCUUUGCCAGUUUACUCUCAUAUGGACACUGUAGUAACCCCUGUCUAUCCAAGUCAACCAGUUAGGCCUUUGCCUAUUACCCCUGUCUAUCCAAGUCAACCAGUUAGGCCUUUGCCUACGCCUACCACUCCCAGUUUAUCCCCUGAAAGGGAGUUUGGAAAACCCAGGGCACCAGGAAGAGUUAGACGUGACAGCAGUAUUCAGAGUUAUAAGAUGGAUGCCAGCCCCUGUGGACACUGCCUGAUCAUAAACAAUGUCGAUUUUGAGCCUCAGUCAGAGCUGAAUAACCGCACAGGGUCCAACAUAGACUGCGACAAACUGGAGAGAAGAUUUAAAUCCCUUAACUUUAUUGUCCUUGUCAAGAGAAACCUGAAACAGAAGCAAAUAAGGCAGGAGCUAUCAGCUUUGUCCAAGAAGGAUCAUUCACAAUAUGAUUGUUGUGUGGUGAUCAUGUUAUCACAUGGGACGGAGGUAAGUCACAAUCGCUUCCCUGGUGCAGUGCAUGGAGUGGACGGGCCCAAUGUCCCAGUUCAGCUCAUCACAAACUACCUCAAUGGUCAGAACUGCCCUUCCCUACAGGGCAAGCCCAAGCUCUUCUUUAUCCAGGCCUGUGGGGGAGGUGAGAGAGACACAGGCUUUGAGGUGACUCCUGACGAGGAUAAGCCUUGUAUUGGAGGAACAGAUGACCAGACGGACGCCAUGCCCAUGUCCUCCAGCAGUGACUCUCUGAGCACUCCGUCUGAUGAGCCAGACACUAGGGCCACACUGCCCACACCUAGCGACAUACUGGUGUCCUACUCCACCUUCCCAGGUUACGUCUCCUGGAGAGAUACACAAGCUGGCUCCUGGUAUGUAGAAACACUGGAUAACAUCUUAGAAGACAAUGCUGCCGCUAAUGACCUGGUCACCAUGUUAAUGAUGGUAAACCAUGAAGUUUCACAAAACUCAGCCAAAGGCCUCUACAAACAGAUGCCUGGUUCCUUUAACUUUCUACGCAAACUUCUCUACUUUCAAGUCCCACCCUGCCAGAGACCAAUCCAGGCAUGACAGCACUCUCAGGAAAUAUUUGUCUCUUCAUGUGCCAUUAAAAAAAAUAUCCUCUAUCAAUGUUUAUUUGGAUAUGUGAACAAAAGGACCAAGAUUGGAAUUGUAUGUUUGUUCUUUUAAAAUGUUAUUUAUUUUCUUGUUUUUACACUCAAUGUUUUCUCUUACAAGAUUGCAACGUCUUUGUGACAAUCAAAAACAUUGUAAUCAGUAAAAACCAAUGGUUUUCCUUGAAGCGCUCUGCAAAAUAUGAAUCGGUACUGCACCCUCUAUAACCACUGUGAUUAUUAUUUGACCCUGCUGGUCAUCUAUGAACAUUUGAACAACGAUUUGGCCUUAAUGGCCAUGUACUCUUAUAAACACCACCUGGCACAGCUAGAAGAGGACUGGCCUACCCCGCAGAGGCUGGUUGCUAGCUAGGUUUCUUCCUAUGUUCCUGCCUUUCUAGGGAGUUUUUCCUAGCCACCGUGCUUCUGCAUUUCUUGCUGUUUGGGGUUUAGGCUGGGUUUCUGAAUAACCACUUUCUGCUGAUGUAAAAAGGACUUUAUAAAUAUAUUUGAUUUGAUUUGACGACCUUUACUUUUAACCAGAACAUCUAUUGUUUAUAAUAUGUUGUUUUCAUCUUGAGUGAUUUAGUUUUAGGUGAAUGGGUGUUUAGUGAAUGGUUAUUAAUGUACUAUAGCUGAACGUUGUGAUGUCCAAAUGUAAUUGUGUAAUGCUCUGUUCUGGUUGUCUUUCUACACAGUUUUUUUAAUUUGAAGGUUACCGUUGCAUUCACUCAAUUUAAUGAGAUACUGUAGAGUUGACUGACUCACUAUGUCUGUAGCCUUAGUCAAUUGUCAUUUUUAGCUCAGUUGUCCAUUGCCCGAAUCUAACGAUGCAAACGCUAGAAUCUAUCAUUGGAGUAUCUUGGCUGGAAGCCAUGCACAUUUGGCUGCACUAGAGGAGAGAGCUUCUUGGGGAAAGAAUUCACACCUAGAUAUAAAUAUAGUACUGCCAAUGUCUCUAUUACAUUUGAAUACUUCACACAGUAGAAGUUGAAGGAUAUAAUGGUAAGUGUCCAAUAGAUGGAGUCUGUGAGUCAGAUGUUGAGGAUUUGGUCUGUGUACAUACCAUACACAGACCAAAUCCUCAACAUCUGACUCUAUGACACCAAACAGUGUUUCCCGAUCUGUGGUCCACAAUACAUAAAAACCCAUCUGUAAUGCUGGAUGAUUUUCAUUUAUAUUCCAAAUCACACCAUUGUGGAUUGAGUCCCGCAACACAAAUAAUCCUUUGUGAUUCUUGAAUCCAAGAGAAUAAUAAUAUAUUUCUUUUAUAUAGUGCUUUUCAAUACAAACAAACACAAAAACAGAUGGCAGAUUAUUGGGUGUUUGGCUUGCACAGUUUAAGAUGAUAAGGCAUCGAGGCAGUAUGGAAAAGCAGUUGCUUGAGGUGGGGGAGCAUAGAUAGUAGGCCUACAGCCAGGAGAAAUGUCAGUCAGGCCACAAGAGCUCUUCCUCUACGAUGUUCAGCUCAUCUCUGUAGGUAGGCUGGAUCGUCAACUCCCCAAAGUGUAUCACCCGCCUGGGUGACGCUUCGGCGACUGUAAAAGCGCCAGAUAAGACCACCACACCUUGGUAGUAUCCAGGAACAGUCCUUUCAAGUUUUAUUAGUCGUAUGUACAGUAUACACAUGGUAUACACUGAACAAUAAAAUGGUUACUUGCAGGUUCCUUCUUGACAAUGCAACAACAAUAAGAAAUAAUAAAAGAUACAAUCACAAACAUAAAGUCAAAGGCAGUAGAAUAUAAUAAACAUUUUAACAUAAGUAUAAUACA